Molecule: messenger RNA, 2097 nt
Organism: Trichoderma virens Gv29-8
Lineage: Eukaryota; Fungi; Ascomycota; Sordariomycetes; Hypocreales; Hypocreaceae
Exons: 4
Coding region: 1-2097 (698 amino acids)
Cellular component (GO): intracellular anatomical structure
Molecular function (GO): ATP binding; RNA binding
Source: RefSeq, a predicted model, not a curated record
AUGGAGUCUAUCGCGCGUAACCAGCUCACCGUCGCCCAAGUCCAGCAUCUUGAAGACGCAAAUCAAAAUCCGUUGACGGGAAAGUCGUGGCCCCAAGACCACGAGGGUAUUCUCCAAGGCCGUCGCCGUUUGCCGGUCUACGGACGAUACCAGGAGAUCCUCGACAAUUAUCACCAAUCUCAGGUGAUGAUUCUCUCGAGCGAGACUGGCUCAGGCAAGUCAACUCAGGUUCCCCAGCUGCUAGUCUACGACGAGUAUGAAAGUGGCCUCCAAAUCGCCUGCACCCAGCCGCGACGCCUGGCCGCAACAGAGCUUGCCAGCCGCGUUGCUGAAGAAAUGGGAGUUAAUCUAGGCGAAGAAGUUGGCUACAAGAUCGGGGGCGACCACAACGUCAACCAAAACAAGAAGAAAACCCGACUUGCCUAUAUGACUGAGGGCGUCCUUCUUCGACAAUUGAGAUCUGACAAGCUCUUGUCCGCGUACGCAUGUGUCAUUAUUGACGAAGCUCACGAGCGAACCGUCGAUCUUGACCUUUUGUUGGCGCUGCUGAAGAAAGUCAUAAGCCGUCGUAAAGAUUUCAAGGUGGUGAUAAUGUCGGCAACGAUGGAUACAAAGCUGUUUCAAGAGUACUUCGACAAUUGCCCGUUAGUCCAUUUCCCUGGUCUCAAAUUUGAAGUCAAGACAUUCUAUACGGCACCUGAAGAAACCGGACCGGACUUCGUCACUCUUGCUGCCGCCACCGUGGUUCAUAUACAUAAGAAUCAAGAACCUGGCGACAUCUUAGUGUUUCUUCCUGGAGAAAAUGAGAUUGAAAAAGUAUGUAGCAUGGUCCGUCGCAACGCCAAAGACCUUGACGUCUUUCCUCUGUACUCGUCGCUGCCAAGCGGGGAUCAGCGCCUGGCCUUAGACUCAUCAGGUCCAAAUCGCAAAUGCGUCGUGUCAACCAAUAUUGCAGAGACCAGUCUAACCAUCGCGAACGUCGUCUACGUCAUUGACACCGGAUUAUCAAGACAGUUAGUCUACAACCCUCGUCUGCGCCUCAAUAUGCUCGAGGUACGACUAAUCUCUCAGGCAUCAGCAAAGCAGCGUAUGGGCCGAGCAGGCCGAACGAAAAACGGCGUCUGUUACCGACUCUACAGUAAAGCGGUCUACGAUAGCAUGGCUCCGUCUACUGAGCCUGGUAUUCACUGCGCGUCCAUCGACUCCGUAGUUCUGAACCUAGUAGCUUCGGGCUACAGAAAGCUCAUCGACUUUGAUUGGCUAGAUGCUCCUCAUCCUGAGUCACUCGCACGUGCCGCCCAGCAUCUUCAAGAUUGGGAAUUAUUGAAAGAUGAUGGCUCUCUCACUCGGUCAGGUCGCCUCGCCAGUAAAUGCCCGCUGGACCCGAUUUGGUAUCGAGCCAUUGAAAUUGGGGCGAAGUUUGGAUGCUCUCUGGAUAUACUCGAUAUCGCGCUGCUGUGUAGCUCUCAGAAAUCUAUCUUCAUACGUCCAGCUGGAUACCGGCAGGCAGCAGAUUUAGCCAGGACAGCCUUUGCUGACCCGCUGUCGGACCACCUCACGCUCGCAAAUGCCUUUAACACAUAUAUGCGUGUACGCCAGUUAAACGACCAGAAAAAUCGUCCCAAAAUAGACCUUGAAAGGUGGUGUACCAGGCACUUCUUGAAUAUGCGGGCUCUGGAGGAGAUCGACAUAAAACGAGGGGAGAUGGGAGCGUCCUUAGAGGAUACUUGCAAGAUCACUCCAGGCCGAACAUCUAUCACAGACACGACGAGUGUUCGGAAAGUUUUAGCGAUCGCUUUCUGCACUCACACUGCUAUCUACCGUUCUGGCGAUACAUAUAGAACUGUUCACGAGAAUACUCCUGCCCUUUUGUCACCUCACAGCUCUCUGGUGGGCGGUAAUUAUGAGUGGAUUGUAUAUACAGCUUUUCAAACCUCGGGAAGGAGGCAGUAUUUAGAGACAGCCACGGCAAUCAACGCAGAAUGGCUGGUGGAUCUGCCAUUCUUCCAGGACUCCCGACUACCGACAACUGGAGACAGAUUAUUGAGACAAGAAAACGUCAAGCGAUCCCUCGACCGUGCCAGAGCCAGAAUUUAA